GGACGCCCCAAAAAUAAAAAAUGAAGGAAACACACAGUGCGCUUUUGCUUUAGAAAGGUCAGAGGAAGAUGAAACCCUCUUUGACAAGCCUGUUUACGUGUGUUUUCUCUUUCUUUUAUGUUUAAAGUGCGGCUGUUGCUUAGGCUUUGUGUGUUUUGAUGCUCAACCCCACUCAGAAUCCAAUGCCACUAUCGUUUGUUUGCCUAAUGCCUUCUACUCUAUGUGAAUAGCGAGGAGAAGAGGGAGUCAACUGGAAUCCCCCCUCGUGUGUUUGUGUGUCAACGCUUAGAAAAAGAGCCACCCGGGAAGCUUCCUACCUCCCUUCCUCACUUCAUUUUACCUUUGCUUCUUUUUCUUUUUUCUGUUUUUGUUUUUUUCUUGUCUCUCUUUAAACCCACUCAGAUACCCACUCCUACUUCACAUUGCAACUCUUCUUCUUCUUCUUCACACUACUUCACUCUACCUGCAAGUAAUUGUCACAAGCAUAUAAUCAAUGGAGCUGUUUGAUUGCUGGAAGUCUUCUCGGAAGAGAAAGACACCUGAAGAAGACAAAGGUGGUUUUACCUUCUCCAUGGAUGAGCUUAAUCAAGAUCUUCUUGAAAGAGUAUUAUCAUGGCUACCCACCUCCACUUUUUUUCGUCUUGGUUCCGUUUGCAAGAGAUGGAAGUCAGUUGCAGAUUCUGCCAGCUUCAAGCUUGCCUGCUCUCAGAUUCCUUCCCGGGAUCCAUGGUUUUUAAUGGUUGAUCGCCAUCUCAACCACUCAAUUGUUUUCGAUUCUGCUGAAAAAGGUUGGAAAGGACUUAAACAUCCACCCCUUCUCCAGCGGAAUCUCAAAUCUGACUUCAUGCCUGUUGCAGCAUCUGGUGGUUUAGUCUGUUUCCGAAAUGCAGCUGGAAAUUUCAUUGUGAGCAAUCCUGUGACAGGGUCAAGUCGUGAACUCCCUCCACUGGAUCUUGUCCCUGAAAACCAAUCUCUUCAUGCCAUUGUCAUGAAUAAAUGUUCUGAACAUGACAGCUCUUACAAGCUUGUGUUAGUGUUUGGUGAACUUCCAAAACUGUCAUUCAAAGUCUACAACUCAAGUGUUAAUUGCUGGGAGGAAGAGGUUGAGCUGAGCAGAAAGGUCGAUGAAACUUUAGACAUUGAGUCAAUUGACGAUGGUGAAGAUGAUGAUGCUGUUUACUUCCUUAGUAAAGCUGGUAAUGUAGUAGCCACUAACAUGCAGAGAAGUCCAUCUAAGGAAUACUCUUCAGUCAUUACUUGCAAAGAUGGUGAGGAAAUUGCUUAUUUCCUUAGCCCAUCUGGUAUAGUUGUAGCAUGCAAUCUGACUCGCAAGAGCUUCUUUGAGUACCCAAGGCUGUUGCCAGUGUUUUCCGAGUACUCCAUCGAUGUAGUGCAAUGUAGAGGAGAAAUGCUAGUUAUUUUGUUCUCAGAAUUUCUUGAAAGUGCCAGUCUUAGAGUGUGGAGAUUUGAUCAAGAUAAGUGGUCAUGGCAUCAGAUUGCAGCAAUGCCACCGGCAAUGUCACACGAGCUUUAUGGCAAAAAAGUCGAUGUAAACUGUGUUGGGGCUGGUGACCAGAUAUUUAUUUGCUUAAACUCUGCAGAGCAUUUCAGUUAUGUUUUAUGCGAUUUGGUCACCAAUGAAUGGAUCGAUUUGCCCAGAUGUUAUAUGAAUGGUGAACCUGUAGAGUUCAUGUCUGCCUUCGUGUUUGAGCCAAGGAUUGAGGCUUCUGUAUGACAAACAAGCCAUAUAUCCAGGAUCAACAUACCCGCCGCAACUUGUCCGUAAUUUUUUAGUUUUCUUGUAUUCUUUCAUGAGUUUUCAUUUGUUUGAUUUGUUAAAGCAAAUUAGCCAAUGUAAGUAGAAUUAACUCAGAUUCAUCUGUAACAUCCUGGACUACUUACUACACUUGCUUGUGUUUUUCACUAAUAAAGAUUUCGUUUUUAUCAA
This is a messenger RNA of Mangifera indica (mango), 1948 nucleotides long. RefSeq names its product F-box only protein 13. The coding region runs from base 494 to 1735 and encodes 413 amino acids. The record is from RefSeq and is a predicted model, not a curated record. NCBI's taxonomy places the organism in Eukaryota, Viridiplantae, Streptophyta, Magnoliopsida, Sapindales, Anacardiaceae. The transcript has 2 exons. Gene Ontology annotation, molecular function: protein binding.